GACGCUAAUGGAAGCCUUCGAGCGGGUUCCGUCGCAAUUCGGAUCAUAGAUGCUAUAUAUCCACGACAUGCAUGACACCUCGCACAACGUAUCACCACUUCUGAUAUUUCCUUCCGACGUCGACUGCACUUAUCCAGUGUCCACAUAUUGAUAGAAUCAUCCGUGGUUGCUACCUGCUAGUUACCGUGGGUCACGGUGCUCAGUACUUAUUACACGUUCUCAGAUCAGUUUUCCUGCCAUGGCAUCAUCUGAACUUGAAGCUCAUCCAGCGGGUGUGUACGAUGUAAUUGGCCUUGGAUUUGGCCCGGCAAAUCUUGCUGUUGCUGGAGCACUGCUGGAACAACCAAGAGAGACAUGCCCAAUAUCCGUGAACAGGUGUCUCUUUAUUGAGCGACAUCACGAAUUCAAAUGGCAUCCGGGCAUGCUCCUCCCAGGCACCCGUAUGCAGAUUAGUUUCCUGAAAGAUUUGGCAACCCUGAGGUCGCCACAAUCUCCUAUCACCUUCCUUGCAUACUUGCACUCCCAAAACCGCCUGGUGGACUUCAUCAACCGUGGCUGCACUACUCCGACGCGGAAGGAAUACUCGGAUUACCUUACCUAUGUCGCGCAAUACGUGCAAGGUCAAGGCAUCAGAAUCGCUUAUGGCGAAAAUGUCAUUGCAUUUGAAGAAGGGCGUGAAGGCACCAUUCAGGUCCAUAGCAGGGUGCUUACCACGGGCGUAACUAUAAUUCGUCUUACAAAAAAUUUAAUCAUCUCACCAGGAGGUUCACCAUGGGUCCCGCGGUGUAUUCAGGCCAUCCUACCUCACCCUCGUAUCAUUCACAGUUCUGAGUACUUAUGUUCUGUAGAGCCGGUGUUGGCCACGUUGAAGGCAACCACCCGGUCACUCAAAAUUGCGGUUGUCGGUGCGGGGCAAUCCGCAGUGGAAGUACUGCUCGACCUCCGCUCGCGGCUCACUAGCAUGGGCAUGAGUGACGGCCAAGCACACAACCUCCACCUCAUCAUUCGUGGUGGCUCGUUGAAACCAAGCGAUGGCGGUCCCUUUGCAAACCAGGUAUACAAUCCGGAGUAUGUAGACGUUAUGUAUAACCUGCCGAGUGACUCUCGAAAAAGAGUAAUGGCAGACUACAAGACCACAAAUUACGGGGCUGUAAAUCCGCGUACGCUUGAUUCACUCUACGAAGUUAUGUACGACCAUCAAGUAGACGGUGACAUCGCUAGACGCAGGGGAAAUACGACGCCCGUGACCAGCGCGCGUAUUACCAUCAUACCCUAUAGUAACCUGUCGUCAGCGGAGAUCAACACACAUCCUUCACAAACCUGCUCAGAGCCAGAUACGCUCUCGAUUCUUUUGCAGAAUACCCUCACACAGGAUUUCUCUGAGGCAAUAUAUGAUGUCAUCAUCUGCGCUACUGGCUACGAGCGAUAUUCAUGGAUGAACCUCUUGAAAUCAUCCAGCUUAGGCAAGCAAUUCGGCCUGUGCGCUACCUCAAAUAAUACGUGCCUCGCCGUGGAGCGCGAUUUGGGAGCGACCGCGAACAGGAAGAAUGGCAAUGUUUUGACGGCCGUGAACGGGAAGAAUGGCAAUUUUGCAGCGGCCGCGAAUGGGAGAAAUGGUCAUUCGCGGACACCGGACAUGGGGGUCAACGCACAGGAUUUACCAUGUACAUCCUUGGAGACCAAAAUUUCCGAUACACUCUAUAUUUCGCGACGUUAUAGACUUCUUCCACUGCCAACGACUGGUCAUGGAUUUAUUCCGAGGAUAUACUUGCAAGGUUGCGCAGAGGACACGCAUGGAUUAAGCGAGACAUUAUUGAGCGUGGCGGCAAUUAGGGCGGGGGAGAUGGUAGAAGACUUGUGUUCGAAUUAUUAGGGAAUUUAGGACCGACGAUGCGCAUGGAUUUUUAUGAUUUUAUGUAAAAUACGCACCUUUGAUCUUCAACGCGCGAAUGUGUUGAACUUUACUGUAUCAUUACUGCUUGCUACUAUUGAAUAUUGAACGCUUCAGCUUCGAGUUAACGUUCGUCAUCGACACGGCGC
Suillus clintonianus is the source of this 2040-nucleotide messenger RNA. Its product is annotated as L-lysine 6-monooxygenase (NADPH-requiring)-domain-containing protein. NCBI's taxonomy places the organism in Eukaryota, Fungi, Basidiomycota, Agaricomycetes, Boletales, Suillaceae. Gene Ontology annotation, biological process: intracellular iron ion homeostasis. The transcript is spliced from 6 exons. The record is from RefSeq and is a predicted model, not a curated record. The coding region runs from base 239 to 1873 and encodes 544 amino acids.